AUGGCUUGCAGCGUUGCAGGAAUAACUUCCGAUGCCAACGUACUAACAAAUGAACUGAGGCUGAUUGCGCAGAGGUAUUUGCUACAAUAUCAAGAGCCUAUUCCUUGUGAGCAGCUGGUGACAGCACUGUGUGAUAUCAAGCAAGCUUAUACCCAGUUUGGAGGAAAACGUCCUUUUGGUGUUUCGUUGCUGUAUAUUGGCUGGGAUAAGCAUUAUGGAUUUCAACUGUAUCAAAGCGAUCCUAGUGGAAAUUAUGGAGGGUGGAAGGCUACAUGCAUUGGGAAUAAUAGUGCUGCAGCUGUGUCAAUGCUGAAGCAAGACUACAAAGAAGGAGAAAUGACCUUGAAGACUGCGCUUGCAUUAGCCAUUAAGGUUCUAAACAAAACCAUGGACGUCAGCAAGCUCUCUGCGGAGAAAGUUGAAAUUGCAACACUGACAAGAGAGAACGGAAAGACAGUGAUAAGGGUUCUGAAGCAAAAGGAGGUGGAACAGUUGAUAAAACAACAUGAGGAGGAGGAAGCAAAAGCUGAACGUGAAAAGAAGGAAAAAGAACAAAAAGAGAAGGAUAAAUAGAAUAUGAAAUCAUGUGUUCUGUAGAUAAUAUAGGCCCUGCUUCAGUAAAAGUUAAUCUGGAUCUGUGUUUUGUAGAAGCCUACAAAUAUGCCAUGGAGGCCCCAGAAUUACUUUUGAUGAACCAGGUCCUUAAUCAUCGUUCAGAUAAUUAGUUUAUUGCUCCUUACAUUGAUCGAUAAUUGCUUUAAUUCUUGAACACUCUAUUUCUUGCAUCUUCUAUUUUUUAUUAUGGAAUAAACUUUAAGAAGAAUAGUGAUGAGUGUCUUUAUUUCCUCAGUACUGUCUGAAUAUGCACUAUCUUGAGAGAUUUAAUCGCUUUACAUCAGUAAAACAAGGUAUAUGCUAGUUGGUAAAGAAUAUGGUGUUAGAAUUGUUAGAAUUUUCUGUACAUGUGUGGAUUUUCCUUUUAGAGUAGUGAAAAGGGCUCCUAAGUUUGCAAAAUCCUUUCACAAAUAAGGAAUUAAAGUGUGCUGGCAUGCCAA
Apaloderma vittatum (bar-tailed trogon) is the source of this 1055-nucleotide messenger RNA. RefSeq names its product proteasome (prosome, macropain) subunit, alpha type, 4 (gene PSMA4). Lineage: Eukaryota; Metazoa; Chordata; Aves; Trogoniformes; Trogonidae. Bases 1 to 573 code for a protein of 190 amino acids. Gene Ontology annotation, cellular component: proteasome core complex; proteasome core complex, alpha-subunit complex; cytosol. The record is from RefSeq and is a predicted model, not a curated record. The transcript has 5 exons.